This is a messenger RNA of Amborella trichopoda, 8189 nucleotides long. It is a transcript of the gene CCT, whose product is annotated as RNA polymerase II transcription mediator. Gene Ontology annotation, molecular function: transcription coregulator activity. NCBI's taxonomy places the organism in Eukaryota, Viridiplantae, Streptophyta, Magnoliopsida, Amborellales, Amborellaceae. Gene Ontology annotation, biological process: regulation of transcription by RNA polymerase II. The record is from RefSeq and is a predicted model, not a curated record. Gene Ontology annotation, cellular component: mediator complex.
CAGGAGAGAGCAUCGUCAUCAUCAGCAGGAGUCAAAGCUCUCAUUCUCUCUCUACUCUCGCUCUUUAUUCUCCGCGAUUUAUCCAGGUUCCUGUGUAGCAUAUAAGGAAUCAAUAUAAUAAGUGUUUGGCAGAGAGUGAUUACUGGACUGAGUUGGGAAGGUUUUGACCCAACUGUGAUAUUCCAGCCAACAAGAAAUUUGGCAUACUCUAUUGUGCUUCUCAUUAUUUUAUUCUAAUUUCUUUCUUCUACUGGAGAUCAGUGCAUAGCCUCAAAUUUAGAGGGCAUCAUGAACGUGCAGUAUCUCUCUCCAAUAAUCCAUUGGCAAGCAAGGCUUGAAUAACUAGGUGGAGAUAGUGCCAGUUUAAUCUCAACAAUUUAGAUGCAACUUGUAGCAAUGCAAUUGUAGAGGUGUUUGGUCUCAGUUUCCUUAUUAUUAUCAUCGACUGGUUUAUUAUCUGAAAUUGGGGGCAUUUAAGGAGAAUCUCUGGCAGUAUUGGGCAUUUUUGCAACUCUCACAUGUUCUUAAUGGUUCUCCCCAAGUUCAAACACUGUUGCUGAAGGAUUUUCUUUCGCAAAGUAAGACUUGGAUCUGACAUUUUGUACUUAAUCAGUUGUUGAAGAAAAUAGGUUUUCCAAUCUAGAGAAGUACAACUUGGGGUGUUUUUCAUUGUGGCUACGAUGUUGGGUUGCUUGCCAGUUAGACUGUACUUUGUGGCUUCUAUGAAGGUUCAUUGACUUCGAUGACUCAUGGUCAGAUGUAAAUUGUUUGAGACUUUACGAUGGUGGAUAGAAAUUGUCGCUUAUAGUAGGGUUGAUGCUGGAGGCAGUAUGCCGGUGAUUGUGAGGAGAGAUGCAAAGGUAUACUGCUGCCAGCUGCGGUGGUGGAGUUAGCAAUAGUGCUGUUGGCGGGGGUUCUGCAAGGGAUUCCACGAGAGCGGAUUCUUCUUUUUCACCAAACUUUUCACUGAAUCCAAGCAGGCGAUCUUUACAGCUGACGCCAUACAAGCUUAAAUGUGACAAAGAGCCUUUGAGUAGCCGUCUUGGACCACCUGACUUUUACCCCCAAACUCCAAAUUGCCCUGAAGAGACGCUAACCAAGGAAGUUCUUCAAUCUGGUUAUCGGGAAACAAUUGAUGGCAUCGAGGAGGCUAGAGAGAUAACACUUACCCAAAUCGGAACUUUGUCGAAGCCUGUGAUAGUCAGAUGCAAAGAGGCAAUCAGAAAACGUCUGAGGGCUAUCAAUGAAUCUCGUGCCCAAAAGCGCAAGGCUGGACAAGUUUAUGGUGUUCCUCUUUCUGGGCCAUUGUUGAUAAAAUCUGGUGUUUUUCCAGAACAACGACCAAGUGGGGAAGACUUUCGAAAGAAAUGGAUUGAGGGAUUAUCGCAGCAGCACAAGCGUUUGCGUUCUUUGGCGGACCACGUCCCUCAUGGAUACAGGAAACGGUCUCUCUUUGAAGUUCUUAUUAGGCACAAUGUCCCCUUGUUGAGAGCAACUUGGUUUAUCAAAGUCAAUUAUCUCAAUCAGGUGCGACCUGUUCCCUCUGGAGGCCCAGACAAAACUCAAUCCAAUCGUACAGAGCUAUGGACCAAGGAUGUCAUAGAUUAUUUGCAACACCUCUUAGAUGAAUUCCUUCACAAUGAGGGUUCUCAUUCAGUUCCCCAUAGUAGGGAUCACUCGCCACAAACACAGUUGCUUGGCACUGGUCAACACCAUGGGGGGGAUUCGAUACAGGUCAUUUCGGAUGGAGAGGAGCCUGCGCUACAGUUCAAGUGGUGGUACAUGGUGCAGAUCAUUCAAUGGCACUAUGCAGAAGGGUUACUUCUUCCUUCCCAAAUUAUUGAAUGGGUUCUCAGUCAAUUGCAGGAAAAUGAAUCCCUAGAAGUAUUAAAAUUGCUCCUUCCUAUUGUAUAUAACUUAAUAGAGAGCAUUGCACUUUGUCAAUCAUAUGUGCGGAUGCUUGUGGACAUAUCAUUACGUUCUUUAGAAGAGCUUGCUACUUGGGUUUCAAAUCCAGUGGAUAAUUCUCUGAGGUCUUAUGUGGCAUCCUCCUUAGCUGAAUUGCUACAAUAUCUGAUUCUUAAUGUACCUGAUACCUUUGUUGCCCUGGACAGCUUUCCCUUGCCAUCCUGUGUAUUUCCUGAUUCUAAAAAUGCCAGUGCUUUAGUGACAAUUUCUCCCGAUGUAAGAAAAGGUCAGUCUGGUUCUGCAGAGAAUUUCAAUAAGGGAACUAAGAAAGGAAGAUUUGUUUCAGGUCGCCAAGUGGCCUUUAGGCAUGUGGUUUCAGCCAUUCAAAUCCGUGCUGCGCAUCUCACAAAGGCUGUGAGUCCUGGCCUUCAAGGUCAUCUUGAGGCUAAACUUGUGCAAUCCUUGGACAAGACUUUGAUCCUGGGAGAUGUGAGAGGUGCUCAUAACUCUGUUUUUGAAGACGUUUGUGAUGCAGAUGCUGCUGAAGGGUGGAUUUCAGAAGUGAGUCCAAAUUUACAGUCAUGCUUGAAGUGGAUUGGAAUAGUUAGUCAAUCACUGAUUUAUUCAGUGUUUUUUCUAUGCGAGUGGGCUACAUGUGAUUUCAGGGAUUUCCAUACUCCCCCUUCAUCUGAUGUAAAAGUUACUGGUAGAAAAGAUAUUUCUCAAGUAUACAUGGCAGUUUCUCUUCUGAAGUUGAAAAAGGAAGAAAUAUGCAUCUCAUUACUCAACAAGGAUAGAUCCUCACCUGGUGCCAGUGUUCCUGGAAAGGGUUCAUUGCUUGAUAAGCCUUUAGGCAAUGCUGCCCUGGAAAAUCCUAGUAUGAUAAAAGGCAGUUCAAGGAAAUCAUAUGGCAGCACAGAUUCAUCAGACAUAUUUCAGAGUCCUGGUCCAUUGCAUGAAAUUGUUGUAUCUUGGCUUGAUCAGCAUGAUACAGGUAAAGGUGAAGGGUUUAAACGUCUUCAAGUGCUCAUUAUUGAGCUCAUUCGUUGUGGUAUAUUUUAUCCCCAGGCAUAUGUUAGGCAACUGAUAGUUAGUGGAAUAAUGGACAAGGUUGAUACUCCAGCAGAUGUUGACAGGAGGAAGCGACACAUUCGAAUCUUAAAGCAGCUUCCAGGGCACCAUUUAUUUGAUGCUUUGGAAGGAACAAGGGUUGCUGAAGUGUUAGUUUCUCCUGAAGCAGUGCAUCAGUACUCGAACGAGCGGCGACUUGUGCUUCAAGGGUUUAUGUCACAUUCAAGAAAUGAAAAUGAUGGGUCUUCGAAUUUUGCGUCCCAGAUGCAAAAGGACCACCAUUUAAAUAUAGGGAAGGAUGUGUUUUUAUCUUCUUCAUUUGAUCAAAGGCAGAAUUCCCAAGCAGUUCACAGUCCUUUGUCUGGUAAAUCUACAAUAAUAAAAGUUGGAGUUGCGGAGCUUAAGGCCUCUAUUUCGGUUUUGCUGCAGUUACCAGAUUUGCGCCAUGCUUGGAAGGACAAACUGUACCCAUCUCAGGGGAAUCUAAAGAGGCCUGCUAGUUCUCCUGGAUCCUGUUUGGAGAUGGGUGAAGGAACUCCUGGUUGUGAGGAAUGCAGAAAGAUCAAGAGGCAUAAGCUAAGUGAUGAACGGAGUUCAUAUUUGCAAGGAUAUUUGUCCAUACCUUCAGAUGAUGAAGAUACUUGGUGGAUGAAGAAGGGGCCUAAACCAUUGGAGUUGGCCAAAAUUGAGCAGCCUGUGAAGCCAAUCAAACACACUUCUAGGGGUAGGCAGAGAAUUGUUCGCAAAACCCAAAGUUUGGCUCAUCUUGGUGCCACUAGAAUAGAAAGUAGUCAAGGGGCAUCUUCGAGUCAUGUAUGUGAGAAUAAAAUAAACUGUCCCCACCAUAGGUCUAGUUUGGAAGGAGAAAACCCUAAGAUCAGGAAUGGGUUGAAAGCAAUGCGUACUGGUGAUAUUAUUGCUCUGGGAAAAGCUUUGAAACAAUUGAGGGUGGUGGAGAAGUGGUCUAUUACCAUUUGGUUGAGGUCUAUGAUCAAGCAGCUAGUUGAAGGUAGAGAAAAGGCCAAUACCAACAUGGGCCAAUCCUUUGGACCUUUUUCUCCUGCAAGUGACGAUAAGAAUGCAGUUCGAUGGAAGCUAGGUGAAGAUUCCCUAUCUUCCAUAUUGUAUCUGUUGGAUGUCUCGUCUGACUUGUAUUCUGCAGUAAAGAUUUUGCUCUGGUUGUUACCAAAGGCUUCAAGUGGUCCAAAUUUACCUGUUCAUAGUGGCAGAAACAUUUCAGUCCUACCUGGGAAUAAGGAUGGUGACUCAUGUGAAGUGGGGGAGGCCUUCUUGCUUUCAUGUCUUCAAAGGUAUGAGAAUAUACUCAUUGCAGUGGAUCUCCUUCCCGAAUUACUCUCAGCUGCAAUGCAUCGAGCAAUGGUGGCUAUGACAUCACAUGGAAGGGUUUCUAUCUCGGCUGCUUUUAAUUAUGCCAGGGUUUUACUGCGGAGGUAUGGCAGUGUGGCGAGUGUGAUUAAAUGGGAGAAGAAUUUCAAAGCAACCUGUGACCAGAGGCUCCUUGCUGAACUUGAAUCUGGGCGAUCCCUCGAUAGUGAUUUAGGAUUUACGCUCAGUGGGCUACCUUCAGGAUCUGAAGAUUUUGAUGAUUACUUUCGACAAAAAAUAAGUGCAGGAAGAUUGUCCCGGGCGGGGCCCAGCAUGAAGGAAAUAGUGCAACGGCAUAUUGGGGAAGCUGCACACUACAUAGUUGGCAAAGAAAGGAAACUCACUGCUUUAGCUCCUCGAAGUUUCACCAUUGAAAAAUGGGAUGAGGAGUAUCAGAGUGCCCAUCACAUUGUUUCGGGUGUUAUAGACUGUAUCAGGCAGAAUGGGGCGGGAGCCCAACAAGUCGAAGUGGCAGCCGCUGUUUCUGCAAUUGUUGGGAAUGUGGGUAAUGCCACAAAUAACAUACUGGAGCUGGCAUCAAGCGCCACUUACUCAGGUUCAGCUUCGACCCUGAGCUCAUUCUCACUUAAUUGUGCAAGGCGUAUUAUGCAAAUGCACACGUGUUGUCUCUGCUUAUUGAAGGACGCUCUUGGUGAGCGCCAUACCCGUGCCUUUGAGAUUGCUCUUGCAACAGAGGCUUCAUCUACUAUUGCUGGAGCUUUCUCCCCUGGCAAGGUUCCUCGAAGCCAAUUCCAGCUUUCUCCUGAAACCUCAGAUACAAAUUCCAAUUUGCCCAAUGAACUUAUGAGCAGUUCUGCAAAAAUAAUUUUGGGAAGGCCCACAAAGGCAGCAGCAGCUGCCUCUGCAUUGGUCAUUGACUCCAUCAUUCAUGGAAUCACCAACCUUGAAAGGAUGGUAACGGUCCUCAAAUUAAAGGAGGGGCUGGACUUCAUACAAGUCAUAAGGGGUACGAGAUCCUGCUCAAAUGGGCUUCCUCGUUCAAUGGGUAAUUACAAGGCUGACAACUCCAUGGAGGUAUCUGUGCACUGGUUUAGGCUACUUGCUGGUAAUUGCAGAACUGUUUUUGAUGGUCUAGUUGCUGAGUUCCUUGGUGAAACAGCCAUCCUUGCUUUUUCAAGGUUGCAGCGAAUGCUUCCUCUUAACUUAGUCUUUCCCCCUGCAUAUUCAGUCUUUGCCAUGGUGAUUUGGAGGCCUAUCAUCAUGAACAGCCACACUGCAACUCGAGAAGACAUUCAAUUGUAUCAGUCUCUAUCCUCAGCUAUCGGUGAUGUUAUCAGGCACCAACCGUUCCGAGAUACUUGUUUGAGAGAUACACAUGCCCUCUAUGUUCUUCUAGCUUCUGAUUCUUGCGACUCCGAGUUUGCAUCAAUGCUGGAAGUGCAAAAUAUUGACAAACAUGUGAGAAUAAUGGCAUUUGUACCCCUCAGAGCCAGGAUGUUCCUAAAUGCUGUUCUCGAUUGUAGAAUGCCAACUAAUCCCUUGCAAGAUGAUGGGGUCUGGGCACAUGGCCAUGGGGAAUCAAAAGUGUCGACUGAGAGUGAGCUGAAGCUUCAGAAUCAACUUGUGCAUGUUUUAGACACCCUGCAACCGGCAAAGUUCCAUUGGCAAUGGGUUGAGCUGAGGCUUCUUUUGAAUGAACAAGUUCUUAUUGAAAAAGUUGAUGGACAUGGCAUCUCCUUAACAGAGGCAUUGAGAUCUCUUCUGCCAAAUGCUGAUAAUGGUGAGCUAUCCGAGAAAGAAAAAACUUUUACUGAAAUUAUUUUGACGAGAUUACUUGUCAGACCAGAUGCUGCUACUCUCUAUUCAGAAACAGUUCAUUUACUUGGGAAAUCAUUGGAGGAGUUGCUGCUGCUUCAUGCAAAAUGGGUUUUAGAAGGCCCUGAAGUACUUUUGGGACGCAAGUCGCUUAGGCACAAGCUCAAGAACCUUGCUCAGACUAAAGGUUUAUCGACUAAAACCCAAAGUUGCAAGCCUUGGGGCUGGUCUACUUCAAUGCUUGAUGCAACUGCAAAAGAAAAUGAUAAAAGAAGGUUAGAGGCCACCUCUCUUGAAGAAGGGGAAGUCGUGGACGAUGGGUUAGAUACUAAAAAGACAGGCAAACAAGCUUUCCAAGGACUCGAAAUGGAUGGCUUUAAUUCAGGUCAACAGUUUGUGACUGAGAAGGCUCUAGCAGAUUUGGUGCUUCCAUGUCUGGACAGAAGUUCUAAUGAUUCCCGAAAUACUUUUGCGAGUGAUCUCAUCAAGCAGUUGAACAACAUUGAGCAGCAAAUAAGCUUGUUUACGCGUGUUUCUGGUAAGCAGGCAGCUGCAGCUGCUUCUGGAGGAGAAGGCAGUGGAAACAAAGGUGGUGCACGUAAAGGUAUAAGAGGAGGGAGUCCUGGAUUGGCUAGAAGAAUAACAGGGGCCUCAGAAUCUGCUCCACCUUCUCCUUCUGCAUUGCAAGCUUCCAUGUGGUUGAGACUGCAGUUAUUGUUAAGGUUGCUUCCCAUUAUUUAUGCAGACAGGGACCCAUCCAAUCGAAAUAUGCGGCACAUACUUACUUCAGUUUUGCUGCGUCUUCUCGGAUCCCGUGUUGUGCACGAGGAUUCUGACUUGCCUUUUGCACCUCUCCCAAAAUAUCCUCAGUCCAAGAGGGAGCCAGAUUCUUCAUUAGAAGCUCCUUUGGGUGCCUCAUCCUUCGGCCUCUCUGGGGACAGCCUUUUUGACAGAUUUUUGUGUGUGUUGCAUGGUUUGCUGAGUAGUUACAGGCCGAGUUGGCUGAAGACCAAGUGCUCUAAGUUGUCAGCUAAAUCGUCUCGGGAUUUCAUACCAUUUGAUCGUGAGCUGGUGGAGCGUAUGCAGGUUGAAUUGGAUCACAUGCAGCUUCCGCCUACCAUUCGCCUCCGGCUCCAAGCUGCAAUGCCAAUACUCCCUCCAACCCAACCAUUCUCCUUCUCAAGCCAACCGCCCUCACCAUCCAUAACAACUCUUCACUCACUUCAUAUUGGCACUCCAAAUCCCACUUUCUCUCCUAGUGCUUUGACCCCACCCCCGAAAGCACCUGUUCCUUCUAUUCGAGCCUCAACCACAAGUAAAAGCAAGCCUAUUUCACAACUUGACCCUGACUUAGAAAUUGACCCAUGGACUUUGCUUGAAGAUGGGACAGGGUCCGCUUCAGGGUCUGGGUCUGGGUCCGGGUCUAGCAGUGCGGGUGUGGGUGUGGACCAGGCUAACUUGAAGGCAUGCCCUUGGCUCAAAGGGGCUGUCAGAGUGAGAAGAACCGAUCUCACUUAUGUUGGAACGUUAGAUGAUGAUACGUAAUGAUUUAUCUCAUUGAUUUUGGCUUUGAAGAAAGAGAAGACAAACCCCUACAGCCCCCUUAUACACACAGGGUUCAGCAUGAAAUAAUUUAAGAUGAGAGCCUUGAGGACCCUUUUGUCAAAUCUUGAGGUUAAUAGGUGUUCUUAGAGAGAAAGAGGAUGUGGGUUUUCAGGGCUUUGUAAUGGGGGGUGCUGUAGGGUGGGGGGGGCGGGGAAGGGACACAUGGCCCGGCCGGCGGGCUUCUAACCAUUUCAAUUGUCUCCCUUUUGCACGCCAUUAUAGGCUUGUUUACCGGGGCUGUUGUAUAUAUAGAUUAUGUUCUAUUUUUCCCAAUUUGAGAUGGGCAAAAAAGCCUCAGAAUGGUCUGUAGGUGUUGUUGAGCUCUCGAAAGUUAUGUUUCAAUUUUCUACUUGCAUUUGUUACUUCUGUUUUCCCUUGUUUUCUUCUUUUCAGUUUGAAUGUGUAAUAUGCGUGUUUUGCGUAUAGAAAAAUACCACAGGCUA